Molecule: messenger RNA, 1860 nt
Organism: Annulohypoxylon truncatum
Lineage: Eukaryota; Fungi; Ascomycota; Sordariomycetes; Xylariales; Hypoxylaceae
Product: Pkinase-domain-containing protein
Exons: 4
Coding region: 1-1860 (619 amino acids)
Biological process (GO): protein phosphorylation
Cellular component (GO): nucleus; plasma membrane; cytoplasm
Molecular function (GO): protein serine/threonine kinase activity; ATP binding
Source: RefSeq, a predicted model, not a curated record
AUGCCCAUCAAGUCACCCACCUCUGCCGGCACCAAUAGCCAUAACAGCCAUUUCAACCAAAAGUUGAAGAAUUUCUUCCGGAUAAACACUUCUAAUACCAAUGGAGAUAAGGAGAAGAACCUCGACCAUGCCUUGAAAUCGGAGGGCAAAGUUGGCUUUCGUCAGUCCAGGAAAUUUUUUACCAAUGUCGGUAGAAUUAGGUCGACUACCACCGCGAGCGAGGGAAAUCCCCUAGACGACGCUCUCAGCCCCACUGCCCAUGCGAAUCCAUAUUUCGCCCAUCAGGGCCAACCCGGACUCCGACAUCAUAACGAAGGCUCCGUGCCGCCGAGUCCUCCCGACACUCCUAGUUUAAAGAUCCACGGUCCCGACGGCGCAAAGGAGCAAGCCACAAAUGCUACGAAGGAAGAGCUGGCGAGGAAAUUGCGGAGAGUUGCGAGUGCCCCUAAUGCUCAGGGCCUCUUUAACCAAGGGAAGGGCAGCGGAGAGAGGCCGGCCACUGCAGAGCUGGGAAAAGAACCCUUAAUCCAGGGAACAAAUGCUGCCUCUUUAGGGUUCAUCGAUGCCAAAGCCGCACUCGCCGAGGCCGGAACGCUUGCCGUACCUGAGAAUGAUGGCCUCGGAGCGCUUCCUCCGCCGCCAAACCCCAAUUCCCUAGCGUUUCGUAGGACGUACAGCUCCAACUCGAUCAAAGUCCGCACCGUAGAGGUCAGCCCCGCCAGUUUCGACAAGAUUAAGCUCAUUGGAAAGGGUGACGUUGGAAAGGUUUACCUCGUAAGGGAGAAGAAGAGUUCUAGACUCUAUGCUAUGAAAGUUCUGAGCAAGAAGGAGAUGAUCAAACGUAACAAGAUCAAGAGGGCAUUGGCCGAGCAGGAAAUCUUGGCGACGAGUAACCACCCUUUUAUCGUAACCCUAUACCACUCUUUCCAAUCCGAAGAUCAUCUAUACCUGUGUAUGGAAUAUUGUAGCGGUGGGGAAUUCUUCCGAGCAUUACAGACCCGCCCAGGCAAAUGUAUCCCCGAAGACGAUGCUCGCUUUUAUGCUGCCGAGGUCACGGCAGCUCUAGAAUACCUUCACUUGAUGGGAUUCAUAUAUAGGGACCUGAAGCCAGAGAAUAUCUUGCUUCACCAAUCAGGACACAUUAUGCUUUCUGAUUUUGACCUCUCGAAACAGUCGGAUCCCGGCGGUAAGCCUACCAUGAUUAUGGGAAAGAAUGGUGCAAGUACCUCGUCGCUCCCUACGAUAGAUACGAAAUCGUGUAUCGCCAACUUCAGAACGAACUCGUUUGUGGGUACUGAGGAAUAUAUCGCUCCAGAAGUCAUCAAGGGCAGCGGGCACACAAGUGCCGUCGAUUGGUGGACCCUCGGUAUCUUGAUAUACGAGAUGCUAUACGGCACCACGCCCUUCAAGGGAAAGAAUCGUAAUGCGACUUUUGCCAACAUUCUUCGAGAAGAGAUACCGUUUCCGGAGCACUCCGGAGCACCCCAAAUUUCACAUCUUUGCAAGUCGUUAAUACGGAAAUUGCUAAUCAAGGAUGAGACGAGGAGAUUGGGUGCGAGGGCCGGAGCUUCCGAUAUCAAGGGCCAUCCUUUCUUCCGGACAACUCAGUGGGCCCUUAUUCGACAUAUGAAGCCACCAAUAGUUCCGCAUGCGGGUCGCGGGGUCGACACGGUCAAUUUUAGAAACGUCAAGGAGAGUGAGAGCGUCGAUAUCACUGGUUCAAGGCAGUUGGCAUUCUCCAAAGGUGUUCCAUUGGACAGCGAGCUUGCGACACCUGGUAACGAGACUGUCGAUCCUUUUGAAGAAUUCAACAGUAUAACAUUACACCACGAGGGCGAUGAUUAUGACAGCGACAGGUGA